AUGCCUCAGCCCCCCUCAGCAGCAGUACAGGACGUCGAGGCAGCCUCGCACGCCCCGUGGUCUAGUCCUACGUACCAUGACCUGCGUGUGACAAACUGGAAGGGCGUUGCCACGUCGGCGGCAGCGUCGCGGUCCCCGAGCCCUGCCACGACCCCGUCCGAGAGCUCAAACCAUUACGCCGCCUCGACCACUAGCAGCUGGGCAACGUCGGCCGUGCGAACGCCAGAAUGCGGCUAUCCGGGCGACGAGGACUCGGAGCGGUGUGGGAACAGUAAAUGGGACGACGAGGUCCCCAAAUGGGUGCCAGCCAGGGAUCCCCCGCCCACGGCGGCCAAUUUCUUUGCGCGGUCAGCCAGGGGUCUCCCGGGCGCGAGAUCGGCAAGCAGACCGAGUUCGCUGAGAAACGCCGUGUCUGCACGCGACGCAGCCGAGCCGCCGCCGGCGUGCUACGAGCAUGCCGACUCGGAUUCGAGCGACAGCGAGUGCGGAACCGCGGGAGAGAGCGACAUUGAAGAGGAAGAGGAAGAUGGUGACGAAGACAAUGAGUGGAGCGGCCAGAACGGAAAUCUCGAGUCUGCCGUCAUCUCGGCCGUCGACGGAGACCUGGCGCUGGCUGCUUUCCUGAUACCUCUGCUGCACCGGGAUGUCAGCCUGGCCCUGAAGAGCAAAGUGGAGUCCUGGCAGUGUACCACGACAACCCAGCACGGCGUGGGCGGUAAUUCGGACGGAUCCCCGGGCGAGGGCGGGAAAACGGUAUACACGGACACGUCACCGGGCCAGGGGUCGUCGUCACGCGCGUCCAGGAAGCGCCGCCGUACGAGCUCCGAUGGCGACAACGGGGGUGGCGGUGGUGAUGACGGCGAUGACCGUGAUGACGAGGAUAAUAACAACAACCGCGGUAGCGGCGUAGGUCCGGCAGCCAAUAGCCCCGACGACGGCGAGGAGCCGCAGUGGCUGCUGGCGUGUCCCUUCCACAAGCGAGACCCCGUCAAGUACGGAAUUCAGCAUGGCAACUCGGGAAAUGGGAAGAAGCACCGGUACCGGGCGUGUAUGGGCCCCGGUUUCAAGUCCGUCCAGCGGCUAAAGGAACACCUUAAGCGGGUGCACUCACCUAUACAGUGCGAGCGCUGCUACGAAGUGUUUCCCGGGACGGACCGCGCCGUGUGCCUGAACAAGCUCGGCGAGCACCGCACCAUGGACGUCUCAUGCUCAAAGCUCGAGGACAGCUCGAAAAAGGAGGGCAUCAGCGAGGCGCAGUGGGCCGCGCUCGACAAGCAGAACCGCAAAAAGAACCAGGAGAUCCACCGCGUCGAGAAGUGGUUCGAGAUCUGGGAUGUCGUUUUCCCGGGCGUCGAGCGGCCUAAAAGCCCAUGGCACGACAUUGGGGCUCCGUACGGAGCAGCAUCCUCGUCCCCAUCGCGCGACGGCGAGGACUUUGCCAAGCUGUUCAUCAACAUUCUUGACCACAAGCACCAGCAGGGCGACAUUGAUUUCCCCGAGAACGCCCAAAUGUUUCGGGACCGCCUCGAAAAUGUGGUCAAGCAGACGUUCAAGGCAUACAUCAGCCUGCACGGCAAGCUGUCGCCCGACACGACGUCGUCGAGCGAGAGCCAGCACCGCCGGUCGCUGGCCGACGGCGGCUCCUCGACGCUGCUUUCGGCCCCCGCCACAACAGCCUCUCACCAGCUCACAGCAACAACGGCCGCCACAUCCGUCAUUGGCACCGGCGGCGGCGGCGGCGUACCAAACAACAACAAUAUCAUCAGUCGACGACCGCCCCAACCCCCAACACCGCAGCAACAGCAGCAGCAGCAAAACGCAUAUACGUUGAACCCAACCGGCUACCACGGCAUGGCGUCCAUGUCGUCCAUGGCCGCGCCGCCGACGAUGGGGUCCCCCGUCGUCGUGCCCAGCGUACGAGCCCACAUGCCCAGCUUCGCCGGCAUCCACCAGGCCCACCACCACCCCCACCCCGACGACCCCAGCGGCAGCUUCUUCUACAGCUACAUGUUUCAACCACCGCCGCCACCGCCGCCGCAGCCCUCGCCGCACACGCCCGCCGGCUCGUGGGGCGCGCCCCCCCACGCUCACGGCCAGCCCGUGCCGUUCGCCCACCUCGCGCCGCAGAACUACGGCAUGCCGACGUCCGACUUUUAUCACUCCGGCGAGGCGCAGAACUUUGGACCCGGGCCGGGAGAGUGA
Messenger RNA from Lasiosphaeria miniovina, 2202 nucleotides. RefSeq lists its product as uncharacterized. The record is from RefSeq and is a predicted model, not a curated record. The coding region runs from base 1 to 2202 and encodes 733 amino acids. The transcript is spliced from 4 exons. Lineage: Eukaryota; Fungi; Ascomycota; Sordariomycetes; Sordariales; Lasiosphaeriaceae.